CCCGCCCCGCCCGCUCCCACCGCUCCCGCCGCCGCCGCCGCCGCCGCCGCGCCCGCCUUCCGCCAGCCGCUCCGGUGCUCCCGGCAGCGGGCAGAGCGCGGCAGGGCAGCCGAGCGCAGCCGGGCCCCGCCGCGCCGCGCCGGCCGCCCAUGUGCCCCGCGCCGCCGUCCUGACCUCACGCACAAAAGGCGGGCCGGGAGGCGAAGGGCCGCGCCUGGCAGCGCCGCCCAUGCACCGUGCGCAGCCCCCCGCGGCCGCUCGGCCCCGGGCCAUGAGCGCGGCGUAGCUCCGACACCGCCGCGCUCGGCCCGGCCCGGCCCGGCGCGGCCGGGGGCAGCCGCGACCCGGCGGCGGCGCGGAAUGGCAGGAGGGGGCGGUGCCCCCUGGCGGGCGGGCGGGCGCCUGCAGCCGCUGCUGCUGGUGCUGCUGGCGCUGCUGGCGGCGGCGGCGGGCGAGGAGAUCAACGCCGAGGCAUGGCUGCGGCUCUAUGGGUACCUGCCGCAGCCCAGCCGCCGGAUGUCCACCAUGCGCUCCGCUCAGACCUUCUCCGCCGCGCUCGCUGAGAUGCAGAAGUUCUAUGGCAUCACCGUCACCGGCGUCCUGGAUGAGGAGACCAAGGCGUGGAUGAAGCGUCCCCGCUGUGGGGUCCCGGAUCAGUUUGGAGCACGGACGAAGUCCAACAUGCGUCGGAAGCGGUACGCGCUGACAGGGCGGCGUUGGAGCCAGAGCCAGCUCACCUUCAGCAUCCAGAACUACACGGAGAAGCUGGGUCGGUACCACUCGUACGAGGCUGUCCGACGAGCUUUCCGGGUGUGGGAGCAAGCCACGCCGCUGGUUUUCCGGGAGGUGGCCUACGAGGACAUCCGGCAGAAGAGGAAGAAGGAGGCUGACAUCAUGGUGCUCUUUGCCUCUGGAUUCCAUGGAGACAGCUCUCCCUUUGAUGGCCUUGGGGGAUUUUUGGCUCAUGCCUAUUUUCCUGGCCCUGGCAUGGGGGGAGACACGCAUUUCGAUUCGGAUGAGCCCUGGACACUGGAGAAUGCAGAUGUGUCUGGGAACAACCUUUUCCUGGUGGCUGUGCAUGAGCUGGGGCACUCGCUGGGCUUGGAGCACUCCAGCAACCCCAGCGCUAUCAUGGCCCCCUUCUACCAGUGGAUGGACACGGAGAACUUCCAGCUGCCUGAGGAUGAUCUCAAGGGCAUCCAGCAGCUCUACGGUACCGCAGAUGGGCACCCUCAGCCCACCAAGCCUUUGCCCACCGUGACACCCCGGAGACCUGGCAGGCCAGACCAGAGGCCCCCCAAACCUCCCCCUCCGGGGAAACCAGAGCGACCACCCAAACCUGGCAGCCCAGACCGACCUGACCAGUACGGCCCUGACAUCUGCGACGGGGACUUCGACACGGUGGCGGUGCUGCGUGGGGAGAUGUUUGUGUUCAAGGGCAAGUGGUUCUGGAGGGUCCGGCACAACCGAGUGCUGGACAACUACCCCAUGCCCAUCGGGCACUUCUGGCGGGGCCUCCCUGGGGACAUCGAUGCUGCCUAUGAGAGGCAUGACGGGAAAUUCGUCUUCUUUAAAGGUGACCGGUACUGGCUCUUCCGAGAAGCCAACCUGGAGCCUGGGUACCCACAGCCCCUGGUCACCUAUGGGCAGGGCAUCCCCUACGACAGCAUUGACACGGCUGUCUGGUGGGAGCCCACGGGACACACCUUCUUCUUCCGUGGGGACAGAUACUGGCGCUUUAACGAGGACACACGCUCGGUGGACCCUGGGUACCCAAAGCCCAUCUCUGUCUGGGUGGGCAUCCCUCCCUCACCCAAGGGAGCCUUCCUCAGCCCGGAUGCCUCCUCCACCUACUUCUACAGAGGCACUAAGUACUGGAAGUUCGACAAUGAGCGUCUCAAGACGGAGCCAGGCUAUCCCAAAUCCAUCCUACGGGACUUCAUGGGCUGUCACACGGAGCUGGUCCCAGACCCCAAUCCCCGCUGGCCCGAUGUGGACCGACCCCCCUUCAACCCUGAUGGUGAUGGGGGGACUGAAGGUGAGGAGGAGGAGGAGGAAGAGGAAGAUGAGGAUUACAACGAGGGAGACGGCCAGCCAGGCAGGGACGUGGACGUGGUGGUGCAGAUUGAUGAGUACACACGCACCAUGAGCGUGGUCAUGGUUCUGGUGCUGCUGGUGCUGCUGCUCUGCAUCCUGGGCCUCAUCUACGUCAUCGUCCAGAUGCAGAGGAAGGGCGCACCCCGAAUGCUCAUGUACUGCAAGCGCUCCUUGCAGGAGUGGGUCUGACCCUGGCUCCCUCCCCCAAAUGCCCCUGCCACCAUGGUGCUAAGAUGAACCUGACACCCCCUCCCCCUGACACUACAGCCUCAGCCCCUCUACCCCAUUGUUGCUUGAUGGCUCCAGCCUCAGAAAAGGGCGGAUGCCCAACCCCCCCAGCCCGUCCAGAGCAGCCGGGCUGGGACCGGGGAUGGUCAUGGGGGGGCUGGAGGGCAUCCAUGCCCCGCCUGCUGUCUAGUGCCUCUGCGUCCCCCUAGCCACCCCUCAGGCUGCCACCCAUCACGUGCCUGCAUCUGCCAUGGGUCCCUGCAGGGUCCUUUCCUCCUGUGUGAGCUCGCUGCAGCUUGGCUGGUGAGUGGGGGCUGUUCACAAGUGCUGCGGGCUGGCAGGUCUCAGCCGCUGGCACCUGCAGUGGUGGGGAAGGGAGGGCUGAGCUCAUGGCUAUGUUUCAUGGCUAUUAUCCUGUUGAACCACGGGGAUACAGGGAUGUGGUGCCUAAGAGUUGGGAGAUGCCAUUUCUGCAACCCUGCUGCUGCUGCCACUGUGGGACGAAGCCCUGGCACACAGGGCCCUGUGGGCAGGGCAGCGGGCACGGCCGCCUUGUAUGUCCAUUAAACGGGUCGGGUGUGUGGA
Molecule: messenger RNA, 2910 nt
Organism: Prinia subflava (tawny-flanked prinia)
Lineage: Eukaryota; Metazoa; Chordata; Aves; Passeriformes; Cisticolidae
Gene: MMP15
Product: matrix metallopeptidase 15
Exons: 10
Coding region: 361-2286 (641 amino acids)
Biological process (GO): collagen catabolic process; extracellular matrix organization; proteolysis
Cellular component (GO): extracellular matrix
Molecular function (GO): zinc ion binding; metalloendopeptidase activity
Source: RefSeq, a predicted model, not a curated record